CGAAUCAGAUACCUUUUUUUUUUAGAUUUUAUUUUAUUUUUGUAUUUCCUAGUUUGAUUGGUGAUGCGAUGGUGAAACUGACAACGAAAUUUUCGUCCCCACAAAACCAAAACGAGAGGCAAAGAGGAGCCAACUCAGCCCAUCCAUAGAUUAAGAAGCUAAUGGGCAUUGCAAUGGCUUCGACAAGCCACACGAUUUUCCAUCGUCUCCCGUUUCUUUUUUUGUUUUAUUUAUAUUUUCUUCAUUUUCAUCUUUCUCCCUCCUACUCACUAGUAUCCAUUAACCUCAGAAAAUGAGAGUUUGGUGAACUUUCAAAGGUUGUAGCUAUUUAGAACAUUUGCGCUAUGUUGCCCGUUUGCUCAGCCACCCCUGGUUCUUCUUCACAUUCUCAGCUUUCUUUCCAUGGUGGUUUGCGACCUUUCACUCCAUUCCAAAAGGAUUUUCAGUUCAGAUGUAAUGCGCAAGACAAGUCUGUUCUGGGAAUGUCAGGAGGAAAUCUCCAUAGAAUGUCCUUUAAACCACAAGCAAUGGAACCUUUCUACACCAGUUUUGCUGAAACCACUGAACAACCAGUGCCUAUGGACCUCAUUAAUAAUUAUUCUUGCCCAGAAAAGUUCAAUGAUGCUAAAUGCAACAUUUCUAAUGUCUGGAGUUCUUCAGUCAAAGCAGUAAAUGACUCAAACGCAUUAGAAGAGAAACUUGUGGAUUUAACAAACCAAUCUGUAGAAAAUGCCAAUAAUUCCAUGGGGAUGGUGGGAUCUGAAACCAUCUCAACUAUUGACACAAUGGUUGAGAAUCCAAUUGCAGCGUCUAGCACCCUGAACUUUGACAACGAUUCACUAUCCGGUGGAAUAAACAGUCUUGAUAAAUUUCUGACUGGGGUUAAUGAGUCCUUCAACUCUUCAGUGAACAGGGGAGAGAAUGCUAUGAAAAACUUAUUGGAUAAAAUUACUUCUUCUAUGACUUCUGUUACAACAAGUGCCUCUGAAGCUGUAGACAACGCUCAAGCAUUAGCUGAUAAUAAGGUCUCUAACUUGUCAAAUGAUUUGAAUGAAGCCUCAAAUAAAGCUAAUGCUUUUGCUGUUGACUUGUUGAGACGUACAAUAGUUGUAGUGGAGAAUUCUUUAUUUAAUGGCGCUUCCUUUUUUGGAUAUUAUUAUGGGUCUGCCAAGGAACGUCUUCCACCAGAGAUCAAAGAUGCAUUAACUCUUUACGAAGAGAGAACCGGAAAAGCCUUAAAGCCUGUUGGUGCAGCCCUGCAACAGGUUUACACCGGCAUUGAGGGGGUGGAAAGGAGUCUAGGGUUUGACCCGAGUGAUCCCAUUGUCCCAUUUUUCCUUCUUUUUGGCACCUCAGCCUCUUUAUGGGUGUUUUACUGGGUAUGGGCAUACGGUGGUUACUCUGGGGACUUAUCUCCUAAGCUAACUUUGGAGCUCUUGUCUGGAAAGGAGAAUGCUUUCCUUAUUGAUGUCCGGCCAGAGGUCCUUAGAGAGGGAGAUGGCAUUCCCGAUCUUCGGCGAGUAGCUCGGUUUCGUUAUGCAUGUGUAUCUUUACCUGAGGUUAAUGGCUUAAUGGGUAAAGUAUUGAAGAGUGGAAGGGACCUUGAUGACUCCUUGAUUGCUGUAGUUAUUCGGAACUUGAAAACCAUUGAGGACAGGUCCAAGGUCAUAAUUAUGGAUGCUGAUGGUAGUCGCUCCAAAGGAAUUGCAAGAUCAUUGAGAAAUCUUGGGGUUAAGAGACCAUACUUGGUCCAGGGUGGCUUCCAAUCUUGGGUGAAUCAGGGUCUCCGAGUUAAGGAACUAAAGCCAGAGACAGCGCUUUCUAUACUUAAUGAGGAAGCUGAGGCAAUUUUAGAAGAUAUCAAUCCAUCUCCAGUACAAGUUCUUGGGUAUGGUGUGGGUUCCAUAGCAGCAAUUUAUGCACUGCUAGAGUGGGAGAAAUCAUUACAGCUUAUUGGCAUUCUUGGCCUUGUCCUGACCGUUUACCGGAGGGUCUCUUCAUAUGAGAAUGCUGAAGAUCUGAAGAAAGAUUUGACGUUGUUGUUGGGUCCUGCUAAAGUUGGAGCUGUGGCAUAUUCAUGGAUUGCUGGGAAGUUAGAGACCAAUGGCAUUGGACUUUCGACCUCACCUUCAUCCUUAGAUGUUCAAAACCGAGUGUUGCAGGCUGCUGCGAAGCUUGAAUCUCAACCAUCCAAUGCAGAAGAUCCAUCGAUUACUCCAAUAAAUGAGAAAGUAGAUCUCUCGGAAGCAUAGGGUCUUGGAUUUCAUCAUCAUCAUAUUGGUGAAAUGCAAGUUGACCUGCCUCACUGAUAUAAUAUUUUCAAUACCCUAAGAAUGAGUCUUGUACAUUAGUGUUACAUCAACAAGAGUUGUAUACUAAUAAUAAUCAUUGAACAAAUAAUACCAGCCAAACCAAUAAACAAGUUUGAAAAUUGCUUUCAAACUUGUGGCUCAACUUAGCUUAGUUUGGUGGUUUUGGUUAGAAAUUGGCGAACCGUAUGCAGAAUAUAUGUUACUGGUUUUAGUAUAUGUUUAAUUAUCAUUCGCAAGUUGACCUUCAUAUUUAAUAA
Molecule: messenger RNA, 2569 nt
Organism: Gossypium arboreum
Lineage: Eukaryota; Viridiplantae; Streptophyta; Magnoliopsida; Malvales; Malvaceae
Product: calcium sensing receptor, chloroplastic
Exons: 14
Coding region: 345-2252 (635 amino acids)
Biological process (GO): de-etiolation; regulation of stomatal closure; cellular response to calcium ion
Source: RefSeq, a predicted model, not a curated record